Messenger RNA from Acanthamoeba castellanii str. Neff, 3783 nucleotides. Its product is annotated as MAP kinase, putative. The record is from RefSeq and is a predicted model, not a curated record. Gene Ontology annotation, molecular function: transmembrane receptor protein tyrosine kinase activity; ATP binding. The coding region runs from base 1 to 3783 and encodes 1260 amino acids. The transcript has 17 exons. Lineage: Eukaryota; Discosea; Longamoebia; Acanthamoebidae. Gene Ontology annotation, biological process: cell surface receptor protein tyrosine kinase signaling pathway; positive regulation of kinase activity; protein phosphorylation. Gene Ontology annotation, cellular component: signaling receptor complex.
AUGGCGGUCCCCCCGCCUCACGAGCGACCUCCUCUUCGGCUCGUACUCCCCAUUUCGUUUUCCCUCUUCAUCUUCCUGUCUCUGCUUUGCGUCAAUCCAGCAUUGGCCAAACCGCCCCUCUCGGGGAAGAGGCAUGCCUUCUCACCCCCGCCCGAGCCGCGCCGCAUCAUCACGCCCCCGUCGGCUCCCCGAGGCGAGGCCAUCGCCCCCUCCAAAUCCUCGCGCUCGCUCCCCUCCAUGCCAGACGCGUUCUGGGACGACUUGGUAGAGCGCAACAGAGAGGAGCGGUCGGGGUAUGGAGGGAGGUCAUCGGCAAACAACGACGACAGAAGGAGGAGGGACACUCGGGCGGCAGCGCCCAAGCCGGAUUGCCUCUACGUCUCGGGCUAUUCGAGCGAGGUGAAGCGCGGCUUCGCGUACAGCAACGGAAAGCUGUACGUGUUCAACGAUGCCGGCGACUACCAGUCCCAGUACCUCUCCGCGCCGAUGGCCCUCGGCGUCGACUACCACACCGACACCCUCUACGUCUCCACGUCGUCCAGCAUUGACCAGAUUGAGAUUGGGCGCAACAUGUCGAACGGUGACAAGUACUGCACGUGCUCCUUUUCGACCAAGGAGGUGGACGUGUUCGACAUCCAGACGUUGGACGUGAAUCAGGCCGAUGGCGGUGUGUACUUUGGCUUCCACAACGAGAUCUGCUACAAGCCCAAUAACUCUUCGUCGGCCUCCUGCUGGGUGUGGCCGAACUCUUUGGUGCCCGACAAUGAGGAGUUCAAGUACAUUUACAUCAACCAACAUUCGCAAAAGCUGUACGCGUUGUCGAGUAUCGCCAUGUGGGUCUACUAUUUCGAAGUGAAUCCCAAUGCCUCUCUCUGGCUCGGUGGCCUGUGGGGCUCGCCCGGCUACUUGAACUCCUACGCCCGAAACUCCAAGUUCACAGGGGUUGCAAGCAGAGACGACUCCGACGAGAUCUACCUGUCGCUGCCCUCCUUCGAUUACGUAGAAGCGGGCACAGGAGACACCAAGACCUCGAGUUGCCUGGUGGUCGAGGCGAGUCUCGACGCCUGGACCUUGAGCGGCUGCUGGAUUCCCGAACCCGGUCUGCAGGCCGACCAGAUCUACGAGCCCUUCUUCCUCUACCACCACGACGGCUACUUCUACAGCUUCAUACCCAACGCUCCACCCGGAGGUGGCUCAGACACAACAAACGCGUUGCUCCGCAUGGAUCUCCAACACAAGACCGAGGAUGACAGUCUCCUGGAGAUGGCCGAGGAUUGGGACUGGUUCAUCGACCGAAUCUCCUCGCCCACCGACCUCCUCUGGGCGCCGUGCCCCUACGUGCCGUCGCCUUCGCCCUCUCCGCGAGCGUUGAGCGCCUCGGCGGACGGAUUGUCAACCGCCGCCAUCAUCGCACCCGUCGUUCUGGGCUCGCUCUUGGUUCUGUUUGUGGCGGGCCUCAUUGUCGGCAUUCUGGCGUGGAACUACCACCGCAAGAGGCGGAAGUACUACGCCGGCCAGGAGCUCUGCUCCGACGAGAUCGAGUUGGGCAUGGUCAAGUUCACCUACCGUGAGAUCGAGUACCAGGACCUCAAGCUGGGUCGGCUGCUGGGCGAGGGGGCCUUCGGCAAAGUGUACAAGGGCGAGUACCGAGGGGCUGUGGUGGCCGUGAAGCUGUUCGAGGCGCUGCGCCUGGAUCAGGCCGACGAAAAGGUGCUCAACGAGCUGCGCAUGGAGGCGCAGAUGAUGGAGCGCCUCUCGAACCACCCGAACAUUGUGAAGUUUGUCGGCGCCAUCACGCGAGGUGAGUACUCGGACCUGGCCCACGUCGAACCUGCUCCCAGAAACGAGGGAGCCAACUUCGCGCUGGUGACCGAGUUCUGCUCGCGUGGGUCACUUUUAGAUCUGCUGGUGAAGAAAAAGAAGAAGCUGCCGCUCAUCACGCUCGUCAGGAUGGCCCGCGACGCUGCGUCGGGCAUUCUCCAUCUUCACAAGGAGCACAUUGUACACCGUGAUAUUGCAGCUCGUAACAUCCUCGUGGGCCAGAAUUACGAGGUGUACGUGGCCGAUUUUGGGCUGGCCCGAGCUCAGGAGGCCGAGGGCCAAGUGGCCACCACCAAGCAGAACUUUGGCCCCAUCUCCUGGAUGGCGCCCGAAGCGUUGAGGUCACGCGAAUACUCGGAAGCCACCGACGCCUUCUCCUUCGGCGUACUCCUGUGGGAAAUGGUGGAGCGGAAGCGUCCGUGGGCGGGCAUGGAGGCCGUCCAGGUCGUGACCGCGGUGACCACCAACACGCGGCUCAAAAUCCCCAAGGACUGCGACCCGGUGUUCCAGCGGCUCAUGAAGAUGUGCUGGCGCCAGAAUCCCGCCCAUCGGCCAUCGUUCGAGAAGAUGGUGAACACGCUCUCGGACUACUACAAGACGCUCAAGCAGUACCAGGACGCCGACGCCGACGCCUUCGAGGCGAGCGGCAAAGACUCCGACGAUGAACCAGAAGAUUUGGGAGAGGGCAUGAGCUACGAGGAGUGGCAAGCCCGACGCAUCAAAGACGAGGUCAAGUCCUUCAUGAAGCAGCUCAUCACCGAGCGUAACGACGACUAUCACACGGUGGCGGGAGCCGCGGCGGUGGCCCUGCACGAGCUGCGGUCGGCGUUCGGCGUCGAGGGCGAGGAGGGAGAGACGGUGCCGCUGCUGGCCAAGAAGCAGUCGAGCGGCCAGCUCUCGCGCAGCAAGCCGCUCAAGGGCUCGGACACGCCCGCCUCGGGCAAGAAGAUCAUCUACGACAGCCUCAACGAGAGCAAGGCGAAGAAGAUGGGCCUCACGAAGAACAAGAAGAAAGAGAAGACCGGCGAAGAAGAAGAGGGGGAAGAUGAAGAUGACGGCGACAUCCAGUUCACGGGCGAGUCGAUGCGCUACGCGGGGGCGGGUGCUACGUCGGCCGGCAGCAUUCUCGACAGUUCGAUGUACUUGGGGCUCGACGAGGCGGCCAAGGGAGGCGAGAGCAACCAGAACCUGGAGCGGGAGGACUCGGGCGAGCUCGUAAGGAAGCGGAAGCCGAACCCGAAGCAGAUCGCGUCGGCGUCAUCGUCGUCGUAUGCGUCGUUGUCGGCGUCGGAGUUGUCGGCGCCGUCCAACCAGGCCAACGCCACGAGCCCGGCCGGCCCCUCGCCGCAGGGCGACGCGGCACCGGGCAAGGCCGAAGCCGGAGACGAAGAUCAGAUCUACCUUUUCCAGGCCAACGCCGAGACGGAUGAGGAAAGAGAGAAAGAGAAAGAGAACGAGAACGAAAACGAGAAAGCGACAGAGAACGAAGGCGAAGAGGAGGCGGAGGCGGAGGCAGAGGCGGAGGGGAAGGGCGGAGCCAAGAAGUCGAAGAAUCCGCUCAUGAAGAGUCUGGAGGCGAUGAAGAAGCUGAGCGAGCGGUCGCUCAGGAAGAGCGAUGGUGGCGGGUUGAAGAAGACCAUAGAGAAGAACAUGGAGAAGAACGAGAAGAAGCGAGGUAAGAGCGAGCAGGCGCUCAAGAGGAGAGAGACCAAGAAGGCCGAGGCCGAACAGAAGAAGAACCAACAAGAGCCUAAGAAGAGCGCCGAGGCCGAGCUGCCGGCGCCGCCGGUUGCGGCCCCGCCGCAGCAGUGGCUCAUGCCAGAAAGAAAGGUUAAGGUCUCCACGCUGGGCUCGAGCAUCAGAGAGCAGGACAGCUUCUACGCCUCCAUCCUCGACUCCAAGCAGAGCCUGGCCCUGGGAAGCGACGAUGAAAGCGACGACAGCAGCAGCGACAGCGACUAG